Molecule: messenger RNA, 5307 nt
Organism: Periophthalmus magnuspinnatus
Lineage: Eukaryota; Metazoa; Chordata; Actinopteri; Gobiiformes; Gobiidae
Gene: r3hdm4
Product: R3H domain containing 4
Exons: 8
Coding region: 121-891 (256 amino acids)
Molecular function (GO): nucleic acid binding
Source: RefSeq, a predicted model, not a curated record
CUUCUCCUGUCAGGCAGCUAGGGGCUACAGCUAGCUCCAAACUCACCUCCAAACGGUUUAAAACCCCCUUUCCCCGUUUUUAUCCAAAGAUCCAGCCUAGCGGACCCUCCCGUGACCAAGAUGGUCGUUCUAACGGAUAACCAUGAAGAUGAGGACUAUAUCCUGAUGCCUGAGGAGCGUAAAUCUGUCUCCUUGCCCUGCUCUCCAGCCAAACGAGUGUCCCCCAAAAAGAAACAGUUCUACAUCAACCAAGCCAUCCGCAACUCAGACCUCAUCCAACGUGCCAAAGGCAAGAAGAGCCAGCGGCGGCAGGAGAACACGCGCUACCUGGCUAACCUCCUGGAGAAAGAAGAAUGCUGUUUGGAUGAUCUGGAGCUGGGGAGUAAUCCAGCCAUUCCCACCAUUUUCACCGAGGCCUGCAUCAAUGGGAACUAUGCAGAGCGCUGGAGCAACUUCAUGAAGUGCUCUGGAGAGGAGCAGGAGCAGCUGCUGGGGCUGCUAGAGCAGGAGCAGGCCCAGAGGAGGAGUGGAGGAAGAUUUCUCCAGGACCACAGGAACGUAAACCCAGCCUUCAGUGCUCAUGACUGCUUCCAGAGGAUCGACCGCAGGCUCCGGGCCACACUCAGGAAGAGACAGGUCCCUAUUGGGACAGUGGAGGUGCUGGAGGAGAAGCUGCUGAGCUUCUUCAACACUCAACCAACCUCCGUCUACACCACCAGCCUCUCCAGCAGCUUUGAGCGUCUGCUGCUCCAUGCCGUGUGCCAGUACAUGGACCUGGUUUCUCUCAGCACGGACUCCAAUGGCUCACGACAGACUGAAGUGGUGAACAAGCAGAGCCAGUUCCUUCCCCCAUCACUGCUGCUGUCGGCCUACCUAGAGAGGAUGAGCUGAGACCGCCCCACGGCUCUCUGGAUUCAGGGCAUAGCAUUACAGCACAGUUUCAAAAUUGGCAUGUUGAAGGAAUUCUAUCAUAGGGCUGUAGUUUACACAGUAGAUGACAAAUGGAAUUCUCUUAAAUGUUUCUGAUUCUAUGUUAUAAUGUUGUUUUCCCCAUCAAAAAACAUGCCUGGAGUUGUGUGUUGUUUCAUCCACACAGAUUUAUCACACAAAUCCUGCAUAUUUAUGGAGGAGGUAAUAACAUUCUAACAUGGAGACAAGCAGGUGGAGGAUCUUCCCCUUGAUUUUCAACAAAAAGAUGAGCUUGACCAACUGAAAAACUGUUGACAAAUGCUACCUAGCUUGUGACUGUAAUGUUAUUUGAGAGUGACUUGUUUAACAGCAUAAAUCAGCUCACCAGUUGUAGUUUCAAGUCAGACUUUAAUCUGAGGUCUUUAACAAAGAACUAACUUUAGGAACAGAGCUUCAGACAGAGCAGGCCUUAUAGUUGGUUAAUAUUUAAGUUUAGAAAGAGGAAUGGUGCUUAAACAUGCAGUGUUCCCUAGAAUUGCUUUAACAUGCCGAUAACCUGUUUACAACCACAGGUCACAGCCAUAUCAUUAACAAGGUAAUAUUAUAAAAGUAAUGUCUCUGUCACUUGUUUUAAAGAUGCUCAAACACUGUAUGAAAUGUUACAGUGAGGAGAUGAAGGGUUAAACGUUACAUUGUAUGAUUUGUACAGUGAGCUAGGCUAAGCUCUUCAGAUUGUUCACAUCACCACAAAGAUCAAUGCUUCAAGUUAUAGUGGAAAUAAUAUAUUUAUUUAAAACGGUUCUUCAGAGCUGUCCACACCUGUUAGCCUGGUCAGAUACACAGCUUGCUCUUAUACAAAAUCAGUCUGGUAGACCCUUUUCACACUGCCACCUGUAUAGUUCUUUUAAAAAGUGCCGAUCCGCACUUACUGCUCCAGUCAUUCUCUAUGAGGAAUUAGCCAAGUCGGGCUAAAAUAAAUUGAUAUUUAAAUAUCGAACAGCGAGUUAUGGAUGGAUCACAGACAGUAAAUUAAGACCUUUACUAUUAUGUAAAUACUUCACCAGACGAAGUACAAAAGUAGGUAUUUGUGUCCUGAAGCUAAUGCUAACUGAAAUAAAAAUGUAUUGUUAAAUAAUGUUAAAAUAGUGUCACAAUCUGAAUUACCUUGCGGACAAAACAAUCUUUGAGACACACUACUACACACACACUGUCAUUUGAAGUAGUGUGAAGUAGUACACCCUACUUCAAAUGACAGAUCAAGCAGUACCAGUCUGACUUUUUCUGUAGAACGAAGCAGUCACAUUGCAGACCAGGCUACACAUCUGUGGACAUACUCAAAUCUGUUAUAGUUAAUUUUGUUUAAAGCAAUGAGCAUUUUUAAAUGUUUUAUUUAGUAUUAACUUCAUACUUUCAUUUGUACUUUACUUGGGUACAAUCUCUCAUCACUUUUAAUACUCUUCAAAGACUAGAGAGGAAGAGUUUCUUUUUUAAACUCAAUUCAAAAUCAGUUAAAAUUAAAUGGCUUCAUAUCAACAAUUCAUAUGCAGUUAUAGCAGUAGUACUGUAUGUUUGAAGUACCAGUAGUAAUAGAGAACAUCCCACAUAGGUUAGCAUUAGCAACAACUUAAUAGCUAAUUGAACUAUCCAUAAAAAUCUCAGUGUACAUUUGGCAGAAAUUUGGAAACCGUUUUAUACUUACACUGCUUUAUACCAAUGAAAGCACUUGAAUUCUAAUAUUGAAUGUGAAUAUGGACUAUUUUUAUGUUAAACAAUAGGAUUUUGAAGGUGCUUUAUUGACAAACUAUAUCACUGCCUCAAAGGAGUUAUACAAUGUCAAAAAAUCAUCAAACUACUUUGAUAGGAAAGACAUGUUGAACUGUAGUAUUCAUAGACUUUUUGGAAGGUCCUCUGGUUUAAUUUCUUACAAUUUGACAUUUACUGCCAACUUUAUCAAUGUACUGUGUAAUAUAGACAAAGCCAUAAUUUGACAGUUAGUAUUUGUGUAUGAAAUAUGAUGAGUUUAAAGGAGCAGUUUAGAUGAAAUAGGUUAAAAUGAUAUGAAUUCUGAUUAUUCAUCUUUAAGGAACUGUGUGUACGAUUUUGAUUUUACAUCUCAUAAACAUGAUUUAACUGUGUCCCCAGAUACAAAGUAAAUGUGUUCAGAUCAAAUAUAACUUUUACUGGUAACAAUUCCAAUGCUGAAUUAUUCUUUAAUUACAAAAACUUUGGACAUGAUUAAAUCUAGUUUGUCUAAACCUAAAAGGACUCUCUCUGAUCUGAAUUGUCUCUGCCUAAACCCCAGCACAAUCAUUAAUCAGUGCUAGUGCAGCAUCUGCAGCAGAUUGAGGCAUGGAAACCCAGGUUCAGUUGUGAUUGUAGUGCAGGCUACAUACAUACAUACAUACAUACAUACAUACAUACAUACAUACAUACAUACAUACAUACAUACAUACAUACAUACAUACAUACAUACAUAUAUACAUAUAUACACAUACAUACAUACAUAUAUACAUAUAUACACAUACAUACAUACAUAUAUACAUAUAUACACAUACAUACAUACAUAUAUACAUAUAUACACAUACAUACAUACAUAUAUACAUAUAUACACAUACAUACAUACAUAUAUACAUAUAUACACAUACAUACAUACAUAUAUACAUAUAUACACAUACAUACAUACAUAUAUACAUAUAUACACAUACAUACAUACAUAUAUACAUAUAUACACAUACAUACAUACAUAUAUACAUAUAUACACAUACAUACAUACAUACACAUAUACACCCACACACACACACACACACACACACACAUACAGUUCCUUUAAUUUGAGUAUUCUGGUUCCAAAAUAAUUUAGGAUGAAGUGAGGCUUACCUCAUUGGCAUGAAAGCUUAAAGAGGGGGUGUUUUUACACAGAGAGCUUUCGACCAUGUUAUAAAGUGGUUCCCUCAACAAAAACAUGCCUGAAGCGGUUUUAGAUGGCAUCCAUGCAUGUUGAGUAUUUGAGUAUGAUAGUAAAAGCCAAAGUUAAAUCUGUCAAUUGGACAAAAGGUUGUAGGAGUGAAGACGUUUCGUUGCUCAUCCAAACCACUUCUUUAGUUCUGGUCAGAUUACUGGCAGUGAACUGCCUUGUAUCUAUCUGCAGGGAGGCGUUAACGUCUUGGAAACUGUAAACAAUUGUUAUUUAUAGUUUCAGCCUUAAUGGGCCUACUGACUAGCUCUAGUGUUCCCUUUGUUUAAUUUGUUUGCUUUGGGUCUGAGGAUGGAGUUAUAUAUGGGGGACAGGUGAUGUCUAAGGCUCCCAUUCCUAUUCAAGGAAACAAAACAAACUAGCUGUUUACAGUUUCAGUGUAGUUAGCUCCUCCCUUCAGACAGAUAUAAGGCAGUGUCCACCAGUGACCUGACCAGAACUGAAGCAGCUUGGAUGAGCAGCGAAACAUCUUCACUCCUACAACUUUUUGUCCAGUUGACAGAUUUUACUUUGGCUUUUACUAUGGAUCAGACCUGGACGACUGAGGGAUUACACAGAUAUUUGAGUAUGAGUAUUUUGCUGUCUCUCCUGGGCCCCAUUCAAACCCUCCUUACAGUUAGUUGUAAGAUUCUGUCCAAUGCUCAUUCCAUAAGCCUACGUCACCCAUGCUCCUGCAUGACAGUUCUCCAUAAGUGUACAAAAACAAGGGAAGGGGAAGUGACUUAGCAUGGAGAGCAAAGGGAGGGGUGACAGCUUCAAAUACAAAAUUGAACAUUAUAUAUUUGGUGGAUAUAGCAUUUUCAAAACAAUAAGGUGUAAAAUGGUGAUCAAAAUAUGUUAUGUGUUAAUAGUUAGUACCCCAUAGAAGUAAAAUACUCCCUCUUUGUAAUAAGAAGAAAUGUAUUAUGCCAUCUGUGCCAAACCGCCAGCAUUUGGCAAUACACCUCCAGAACGGUGAAAUAAACCUCCACACUGCUCCUUUUAAACAUCCUUAUUGUAAAAUGUAAAUCAUUUAAGCACAAUAUGCACUCACUUAGACUUUGAAUAACAUAACAACAGCCUCUUAAAGGUCCAGUGUACAUAUAUUUAACUGGAACAGAGCACUUGCCUUAUACGCACUCUUCUGCUUGUGUCUGUAUCUCUGUAAAUUUCUACUCUUUGGAUUUGUAGAUUCAUACGUGCUUUAUUUGUACCAAAGGAUUGUGUAAUGUCAUCUCUCAGGUCCUGAUUGUCGUUAUUAGUUUAAUCAUCUCUGACCGGUGCCAACGUCUGCGAGCCUCUGCUGUCCAAGCUUUACUCAGAAGACCGGAAUGCAUUAUAAGAAUGGUUUACACUAGAGCAUGUUUAUAUAAGACUGUAUAUAAAACUGUUGUGGGUUAUUUAUAAUGGUGGACCUCUGCAGCCAUUAAAGCUUUUUAAGAGAA